Messenger RNA from Cololabis saira (Pacific saury), 6724 nucleotides. RefSeq names its product junctophilin 3a (gene jph3a). The coding region runs from base 966 to 3569 and encodes 867 amino acids. The record is from RefSeq and is a predicted model, not a curated record. The transcript is spliced from 5 exons. Gene Ontology annotation, biological process: regulation of synaptic plasticity. NCBI's taxonomy places the organism in Eukaryota, Metazoa, Chordata, Actinopteri, Beloniformes, Belonidae. Gene Ontology annotation, cellular component: endoplasmic reticulum membrane; plasma membrane; junctional membrane complex.
CAGUCCUGUAAUGAGCAGAUUUUAGAGAGGAGAGAGAUAGAAAGGCUGGAGAAACGAGAGGAGGGCAUAUGACUUGGUGGGAUUUCAUCCAAAUUUAGGCGAGCGCUGAGAUGCGGCGAACAAAAGGAAAAGCAGAGGAAUAAUUUCUGCUUCUGCAUCCUCAUCCUCAGCAGUCGUCUCUAGAUCCCAGGCCGAGCUGAGAGGAGAGAAGGAAGGGGAGGAAAAGGGAGCCAGAGAGAUAGUCACACUUGGUUAUGUCUGCCGAGGUGUGUGUGCAGGGCUGAGUGUGUGUUCGCCUGAUGAUGGACGUCUGUCUCUAGCUGGGAUCGCUUGUUUUCAGGCCAUGCUUUAGAGCCACAUCUUCAACUUCUCUCUCCUCCGGUGUUUUCUUUUUCUCCUCUGUUGUUGUUGUUUUUUCCGAUGGUGCACCAGCGCAGCAGCAUCCCUGUCCUGUAUCCCACUCUGUGCGGCAUGAGGAUGAGGGGAUGCUCUAGUGCUUGAUUAAGCCGAGCUCGGUCGCCGCCGCUGCUCUGUGGGCCUGGAGGACUGCUGGAAAAGCCUAGGCCUCGCUCGUCUGGAGCGUCCCGCCGCACGGCUGAGGCGACGGGCCUGCCAGGCUGCGUCGAGCGGGAAGGUGGAGGAGGAUGAGCGGCGCUCCGAGCCCGCAUGCCCAUGGGGAGCAGCAUGCACGGCAGCAGCCUUCGUCACUCCAGACCCAUCACUGAGGAUUGGAUUGCUUUUCUGUCGCUAGGCAAUGCUCUUCAGGUCCCAUCCGGCUGUUUUUGAACGGAGGAGCCGGCGUCUUACGUCCCUAAAUUGAAAAGGAGAAGGAGAGCGAGGCCCUGCACCUCCAUGCUACCUGUUUGGAACGAGGCCUCCUCCCUCCGUCCUCCUUCUGAGUGAAGCACGCCCAAGUUCUUGCUCUUUCUUGACGUUCUAAGGAUUUGCCUAAACCUGUUUCAUGCAUGUCCACUGGAGGCAGGUUUGACUUUGAUGACGGGGGGUCGUACUGCGGGGAGUGGGAGCAAGGGAAGGCCCAUGGCCGCGGGGUCUGCACGGGGCCCCAGGGUCAGGGCGAGUAUGCGGGGGCCUGGAGCCACGGCUUCGAGGUCCUGGGCGUGUACACGUGGCCCAGCGGGAACAGCUACCAGGGCACCUGGGCGCAGGGCAAGCGGCACGGCAUCGGGGUGGAGAGCAAGGGCCGCUGGGACUACCGGGGAGAGUGGACCCAGGGCUUCAAAGGCCGCUACGGGCAGCUGGAGAGCACGGCCAGCGGGGCCCGGUACGAGGGCACGUGGAGCAACGGGCUGCAGGACGGCUACGGCACCGAAACCUACUCAGAUGGAGGAACCUACCAAGGCCAGUGGCUGGCAGGGAUGCGUCAUGGCUACGGUGUACGCCAGAGUGUACCGUACGGCAUGGCAGCCGUCAUCCUCUUCCCUCUGCGCACAUCCAUAAACUCCCUCCGCUCCGAGCACAGCCACGGCCCUCCGGCGGUGCUGGAGGACGGCACCGCCACCACACCCACGGACGGAGUGGUGGCCGGGCUGGCGGGCAGCCCAGUGGGCCGCGGUGGCUUUGCCCUGACAGCUCCGAGCGAGGCGGAACGGCAAAGGAAGAGAAAGGGCCGCUUCCGGCAGUCCAUCCUCAGCGGCCUGAAGCUACGGCGCUCCGAGUCCAAGAGCUCUCUGGCCAGUCAACUCAGCAAGCAGAGCUCCUUCUGCAGCGAGGCUGGCAUGAGCACAGUCAGCUCUGCUGCGUCUGAUAUCCACUCCAACGCCAGUGAAGGCGAGCAGGGCGCCCCCGUGGACGCCACCGUGACUGAGAUGUACGCGGGAGAGUGGCGGAGCGACCACAGGGCCGGCUGGGGCGUCAGCCGGCGCUCGGACGGCCUGCAUUACGCAGGUGAAUGGUCAGGGAACAAGAGGCACGGGUAUGGAUGCACCACCUUCCCUGACGGCACCAAAGAGGAAGGGAAGUACAAGCAGAACAUUCUGGUGAGCGGAAAACGCAAAAACUUGAUCCCACUGAGGGCCAGUAAAAUCAGAGAGAAGGUGGACAGAGCUGUGGAAGCUGCUGAGAAGGCAGCGGACACCGCCAAGCUGAAAGCAGAGAUCGCCAUGUCACGGAUGAGCCACGCUCGUGGGAAGGCGGAGGCUGCUGAAGGAGUGGCGCAGAAAUCCAUGGAGGAGUGCCGACAAGCCCGGAUAACUGCCAAAGAGCUCUCACCCUCCUUCCACAUCUAUGGCAAUGGGCUCGAAUGUCAGAGGCCCAAACACCAGGACGCCAAGGACAAAGACCAUGAGGUCAUCUCCACAGGAACAGACAGUCCGGAGCUGUGCACUCCGGACACAACGCCGCCUGUAAUAACACCUGAUCUGAGCCCCGUGCUGAGCGUUCCCACCUCGCCCCCUCGCAGCCCGCCCAAACACUCCCAUCGCCCCAGAAACGCCUGCUUCAGGAGACAGAGUGCCGUGGACGACCACGGAGGCGCUGAGAUCCAGGUGCUGGUGGAAGGGCGGGGGAUGGAUCCAUCCAGGGGCGGGACUAACAGUUGGACUGAUGACAUGUAUCCGGACCGGGGAGGCAGCAGCCGCUCCACCACACCCUCACUUCUGGAGGAGCAGGAGGGCCAGAUCAACGGCUACGAGCAACCCCCUUUGUCCAACCACAAACCCCGCGAGAAAUCCUUGCCCAAUCACAAGUCCCGAGAACACGCCUCUUCCUACAGAGCCUGGGAGCACUCCAAGCCGUCCAAGCAUGUGGCCUCCAAUCACAAGUCAAGGGAGUACACGUCCUCCAACCACAAAACAUGGGAUCAUUCUUCCACCAAUCACAAAUCCUGCGAGCAUGCCUCUUCCAACUACAAGCCGCAGGUAAACACGUCAUCCAAUCACAAGGCCUUGGAACACAACAUUUCCAAUCACAAGACUUUUGAGCAUGCUUCUUCCAAUCACAAUUCUGACGAUUAUAUCUCCUCUAAUCACAAUGCAAAGGACCACAUCUCUUCCAGUUACAACCCUCGAGAGCAUGUCUACUCCAACCACCACCCAAAGCAGCACAACCCCUCCAACCACAAACUUAACGAGCAUGCUGUAAUUGACCAAAGGCUGGACGGCCUCACCGGAGGGUGGACUCCUGAAAGCACCCUCAGGUGGAGCCCCGCCCACUCACGCCUCACCGAGCAGGACGAAGAGCGGAUGAAUGACUAUACGGUCGAUAUGAGGCUUCACUGUCCGGACUCGCAGAUGACUCUGGGUUUGGGUCAGGACUCCCCGGCCCCCAAAAACAGCAGACUGCGAUCCCGAGGACUUCGGCCGGUUCAAGAAGGAUCCAUGGACUCGGUGCAGAUGCUGGACAACCUGAAUGUGGGGGCAGAGUUGGAGGAGUGGCCGCUGCACAGGGACCUCACCCUCUCCCCGCCCCUAAAGUCUCAGCCCAUCACUCUGGAGCAGGAAGGAGACCAUCUCACCCUCAAAUCAAACUCAGGCUCCAGCUCUGUACUGGUGGUUAUGGUCAUUUUACUCAAUAUUGGAGUAGCCAUUCUUUUCAUUCACUUCUUUAUUUAAGCCUAUGAAGGUAUGAUCUAUUAAGACUUAUUGAUAACUACGGUAUAUUAUAUUAUUAUUACUCAGAUGGAUGUCCUGCCUAUUCGACUGGAGCCCCGAGCCCGACUGACGGACACAGCAGAGCCUUUGUAUUGUUGCUACUGAUCUUUUCAUCUCUGUUGAAGCCCGUUUCAGUUUCUACGAAACCGCCCUUCCUUUUCAAACGCUUAUUUUGAGCUUGCAACCAUGUGCUAGAAGAUGAUUGAUUCAAGACCAACGUGAAGGUGGAGAGAGCAGCUUUAAUGGGGACAUGCGUGCAUGGGCGUCCGUCCCUGAUACGUCUGCAGACUGGAGGUGGCUCAGACAUUGUCGCCCAUUUUUCCAUCAGUCUAGACGAAAAUAUAGCCACCCUUGUUUCCUGAUUAUCAUGAGGAACAUGCUAACCAAGAGCAUGGCGCAUACUCCAUCCUUAACCCCCUUUUGCCUUUUCUCCCUUUCAUGUUUUCAGUCUCUAUUCGCACUAUGCGCUACAUACAAAACUAUGCUGCAAGAGUAGAUCAAUUUUAAAGGGCUUCGUCAUACCUCUUUCCUUUUCUCCCCCAGACGAUUUACACGAUCACACACAACCAUUGCAUGAGGCUGUGUGAGGUUUUAAAAAGUGCAUUUUCUAUCCCUUUAACAUCACAGUUCCGUCCUCCAUUUAUACGGGCCCAUCCGGUACCGUUUAUCGGCUCGGCUGUCGGCGCCGGUCCACUUCACUUCCAGCCAGAUCUCAGAAUCUGAUCAGAUUCUCGUUUGAGGCUCCAAAUCCAACGUAAACACAGGCCUGAAUUCAUGAGGGGUGGAGUUUUACGUCCGACCACGCAAACACACUAUCGCACGCAGAAAAUGAAACUAAAUCCUGACAUGCUGAGAAGGAUUCAGCCUUGCCCCUUUGUACAGCCUUGAGACUGUUAUGUUAUAACCACUAAUAUAUAUGUGUAUGUGUCAUUAUUAUUAUUCAACUUUGUUACUUUUUGCAGUUUGCAAGACAGAGAGAAUGAUGAGUGCCUCGUAUUUAUUCAUUUUUCCUGCGAAUACUUUAUUUAAACACCGAACAGAGACAAAACCUCCCACGUGGGCAAGCUAAAGCUCGAGCCCCACAGGACGCGCAACUGCCCCGGCCCGGCUUGGCGGCGGUUUUGCUGGGACUGUGGAUCGUUUUGGAAGCAGAGCUCUUCCAGUUGCUGCCUCCUCAGAUGGAUUUGUGAGUUUAUACGUUUAUCCGUAGGCUCAGAGAGUGCGUGGGAAUCGCGCGGUAGUCUGCUUGUUCAAAGACGUUCAUCUAUUUAAACUUUUGCUAGUUCUCAAUUCUAAAUACAGCAAGUUUGGUCUUGUGUGCUUAGUAGUUCGUGCUUGGGAAGUACAAGUCGUGAGAACGUACGUCGGAGGACAGGAGGACACAUUUCAGUUUACCUGAGCUGGAGCAGAGGCGUACCGGUGUACGCCAUGUCAUCAACUCCACUAGCUCCACCAGCAGGCUAACGUAUAUAAAAUAGCUGAGCAUAAAAUAAACAGUGAACAUUAAAGUGGCUAAACUGUUUUAAUUGGUUUUUAUGCGCUUGUACAUCAGCCACGUACAGUAGAAGUGAACAUUUUAUAAAACUCCAAAAAGCUUUUCGACUUCUAAAUUGAACUAUGUAGUUCAAAUCUCUUCUAAAACCCUCUGAAUUGUUUACCGACAUAUCUGCGGUUCAGCGCCAACGCGUAUUUUUAGCAGAGCGGAGCAGACGGUGGCUUCGGGGACGCUUCUGAAGGCCCUUUUAUUUUCAAUGUUUGAAACGGGUAUGAAGACGGACGGAGUUAUCUGUCCAUAUCCUGCGUUGAUGUCGUCUGUCGUUUUGCACCAUGUAUAGGUCAGUGGUGUUCAACCCUGGUCCUCGAGAGACCCUGUCCAGCGCGUUGUAGAUGUUUUCCUGCAUCAACACAAUUGAUUCUAAUCAAUGAUCGUUAUCAGCUUGUCAUCAAAGUCGGCACAAGUCUGUUAAUGGCAUUUGUGUCAGGGUGUGCUGAAGCAGGGAAACUUCUUAAACAUGCUGUAUCGGCGCUCUCCAGGACCAGGGUUGAAUACCACUGGUCUAGGUGCUUACACAUACAGAUGAAAUGAUGCAUUACCACCAGAAGUCACUGGGGCAGUGUAGAGCCAAUCUCUAAACUAAACACAAGAAAAUGGGCGUACAUCCUAAACUAUUGUAGAUUACGUUGGUUGUCAAUUUUCAAGAAAAUUCAAGACGAUGAUUGUCCAUUUAUAUAUUGACGUCCAUUCAGUAGUUCCAAUUCAAAUGAAAGAUCUCCUCUGCAGUUGCCAUGUUUUUUUAUAUCAGUAGUUGACUCGUCACUGCCCCCUGGUGGAUGCGUUGCUUACCUACCUUAUGAACGUAGACUUGCAGAGGUAUGUAGGCUAGUGGUGAAAACAACGUUUGGAAUGGACAGAUGUACGAAUACAGAGCAUAAACUCGGCUAAACUCGCUCCAUGGCGCUUGCUAGACUAGACGUAUCAGCUAGACUAGACUGUCUUCGAUUAACACCGCUCACAGCGGUUCUGCGUCCUGGGAGCCUUGAGCUUAAGAGGAGACAAAAAAAAAAAUGAACUAAGCGGACCAUCACCCCUUCUCCUUCCCCCUUUUCAUGCAAUCAACCAACCCCCACCCCGAACUUGAAACGGCAUGCACUGUUAUGUCACUCUCUCCUCGUCCCCCUUUUCGGACCAGUCACAAAGUGAAAAGUGGGGUUUCUACAGUUUCCAGGCACUUUUUUGGCCAGAUGAGUUUUGUUUUUGUUUGUUUGUUUUCAUUUUUUAUUUCCAGCAUGUUUGUUAAGCCUGCUCAAUCUGGUGUCAGUUUGUGAGAUUCUCCCUCCUGUCUCUUAUCCAGCAACACAAGGCUACGUGAGACAUGGAGAGCAGUGUAAAAUAAACGCUAGCUUUUAACUCUCAGUGGAUACUGAAAUGUCCCCGAGUUUCUGAAUGAUAUAAAAAAACAAACUCUCUCUGCUACUGUAUGUUUUAUACUUCGCACCAAGUGGCAUCAUCAUGUUGUGACAUCAUUGCAUGCCCGAGCAUGCUCUUUCUUACUCUUUGGUUUAAUGAGGUUGUUUCGAAGUUAAUGUGGAGAAAAUAAUGAAAUGUUUGAAAUUAA